CUAAUUUUAAAGUUAAUAGUGUAAUUAAAAAAGUAGGAGCUGCUAAGCCUUGUUUCCAUUCAGCUUAUCAGUAUCUCUCCCAAUUACAUGGCUCUCAACUGUGUACUCUUCUUCCUCCUCGCCACCUUUGCCACCACCGUCUCCGCCACUGACCACAUCGUCGGAGCUAACAAAGGUUGGAACCCCGGCAUCAACUAUACUCUCUGGAGUAGCAACCAAACAUUCUACGUCGGUGACCUAAUCUCAUUUAGGUAUAAAAAGACACAACAUAACGUGUUUGAAGUGAAUAAAAAUGGAUAUGAUAACUGCAUAAUAGAGGGUGCAUUUGGGAAUUGGAGCAGUGGAAGAGAUUUCAUUUUGCUGAACAAGUCCAAGAGGUAUUACUUCAUUUGUGGCAUUGGCGGCUGCUCUGAUGGUAUGAAGGUUUCUGUUGUAGUUCACCCUCUUCCACCUCCUCCACCGUCACCGUCAGCCAUCGCCGCCAUGCAUUCUUCCGAAAAGGCAGCUGCUCCGACGACAGUUGGUGGUUUCGAGUCACUGGUUGUAAGGUUGAUGUUGGUUGGAUUGAUGGUAUAUGGAUGUGGUAGGAUUUAACGAGUUUCGGCCAAGAAUCCUAUGCUAGUUAGCUGUGUUAUGAAAUUGCGGCAGCCAGUGUUUAAAAUCACUUGUUUGUAAUUGUCAUUUUGAUUCAACUUCAUGUAUUUAAUUUGUUGCUGUUCUGUCAUUUUAGUUGAAAUUAAAUUUGUUUUCACUAUCAAAGAUUUCUGUUGUAAGUUUA
Molecule: messenger RNA, 778 nt
Organism: Nicotiana tabacum (common tobacco)
Lineage: Eukaryota; Viridiplantae; Streptophyta; Magnoliopsida; Solanales; Solanaceae
Product: early nodulin-like protein 19
Cellular component (GO): plasma membrane
Molecular function (GO): electron transfer activity
Source: RefSeq, a predicted model, not a curated record